Messenger RNA from Nezara viridula (southern green stink bug), 198 nucleotides. NCBI's taxonomy places the organism in Eukaryota, Metazoa, Arthropoda, Insecta, Hemiptera, Pentatomidae. The record is from the annotation of a GenBank genome assembly.
AUGCAGUUGGUAUUCUUUAGGAAAAACGACAAAAUUAAAAAAGGGAGAGAAUGUUAUAAUCUAUUAACUUUUGAGACCAAUUCUGGUUUGUUAUUGAAAAUGAAAAAAAUCUGUACCACGACAACGCAUGGAGGGUUUUGGAUUCAGUAUUUUGUAAGGAAGUACUGUUUCAAGAUCAACGCUUGUGCAGUGAGAUAA